This is a messenger RNA of Chrysochloris asiatica (Cape golden mole), 1578 nucleotides long. RefSeq names its product ladinin 1 (gene LAD1). The coding region runs from base 1 to 1578 and encodes 525 amino acids. Gene Ontology annotation, molecular function: structural molecule activity. NCBI's taxonomy places the organism in Eukaryota, Metazoa, Chordata, Mammalia, Afrosoricida, Chrysochloridae. The transcript has 11 exons. The record is from RefSeq and is a predicted model, not a curated record.
AUGUCUGUCAGCAGGAAGGACUGGUCCGCGCUGUCCAGCCUGGCCAAGCAGAGGUCUGUAGAGGAUGAGGAGGAGUGGGAACGUGAGCGCCGCCGGCAACAUCGCAACCAGAGCUCCACCAACAACAACGAGGAGUCUCCCAAGCUCACCCAGAAUGGAGAUGGACGCCCUGCGGACAGGCUGCCAAGCUUGGAGGAAACAGAGGCCCGGACACCACCAUCCCCAGCCUCCAAAAAUGAGGACGAGGACUUCCAGGCCAUCCUCAGGACGAGGCGGGAGCGGAGGCAGAGGCGACAGGCACUAGAGGCUGUGCAGUCUCCCAUUCAGGAGAGGCUGAAGGCAGAGGAGGGCAGAGACAGCUCCGACCCUGGACAGACCAAGCAGCAGCCUCUAGUGCCCAAGAAGGAACUGGACGCCCCACCUCGCCGUAGACUGAGCCGGGAGCAGAGAGGUCCCUGGGCCAGAGAGGAGGAGAGCUUGGUGGGAAGAGAGCCAGGAGAAGGGAAGAAGGGGGCCCCAGAGAAGACCCCAGUCUCAGAGAAAACCUCUGUUCAUGAGAAGACAUCAGCAUUUGAGAAGAGAUCCAUCUCAAAUGAGAAAACUUCCCUCUCUGAAAAGACAUCUGAAAAAACAUCAGUGUCAGAGAAGAUAGCCAUCUCAGAGAAAAGAUCCAUCUCAGAGAAGAAAUCAGUUCCAGAAAGAACAAACUUCUCAGAGAAGACGUUGACCCCCGAGAAACCAUCAAGCUUAGAAAGGAAAAAGGUGUCUGAGAAAGCAGCCAUCUUUGAGAAAACACUAGCCUCAGAGAAGACCCCGACCACAGAGACAAAGUUGACCCUCAAGAGGGCAGUAGCCUCUGAGCAGCCCCAGGAGCAACUGACCUCUGAGGGGGCCCAGCCUUCCACCAAGGAGCAAAGAAGACGAGCCCUCCCUGAGAAGAGCCCCCCUCCCUCUGCAGAACCAAGAGAGCAUGGGGAGUCAGACUCUUUGACUCUGGGCUCCCGCCUCCCGGCCUUCACACUCCAGGUGAAAGUCCCCAGCAAGGAGGAAGAAGCAGACAUAACCUCGCCCACCCAGGCCACCUACAGCAGCUCCCUCAGACGUUCCAGCUCCAGGACCAUAUCCUUCCGGAUGAGCUCCAGGAAGGACAACUCUGAAACUACCUUAACCCGCAGUGCCAGCAUGAGGCUCCCGGCUAGCUCAGUGAAGUUAGGAGAGAAGCUGGAGAAAUAUCAAAUGGCCAUACAGAGAUCAGAGGCCCUCAAGUCUCCAGGCUCCACCCGCACAGAGUUCUUUGUGGCUCCUGUGGGGGUCUCCAGUAAGCGCCACCUCUUUGAGAAGGUGCUGCCCAGCCAGAGUCAAGCAGAACCAGCCUCCAGCCGGAAGGAGCAUUUGAGACUCUCAGGGGUUGUGACAUCUAGGCUCAACCUAUGGAUCAGCAGGACCCAGGAGUCUGGAGAUCAGGACCCACAGGAGGUGCAGAAAGAGUUGGCAGCUACCAAGAGGACCUCGUGGGGGAAGAAGUCAGAUCCACCCCUGGAUGUAGAGCUCUGCAAAGCCCCCCUCUUCAACCAGUAG